UCAUUUUUUCUGUCACCACAAAAAUUAAAAGCAAUUACAAAAAUUUCAAAAGCAAUAAUUAAUAAAUAAAUUUUCUAGGUAUUUUUUUUUUCUUUUUUUCAAAAAAUUGUUUACCUUUCUGUAUACACUUUGUAGUAGCUUUGAAGUAAAAGCAAUUGCUCUUUUUGUUUUUGCUUUAAAGGGCGAAUUAUUCAUUGUUUUGUCUACUGAAUCGGAAAAAAAAAAGUUAGCACUUUCAGUUUGUGGACUGGAAACACAACCUCUUUUUGAGGCUAGUGGAUGUUUUCCAGUCAUUGAGGUUGCUGGCUUAUUUGGAAGACGGGGAUGAAGCUAUCUGCUCUUUUGACUUCUGCUGGAGUGAAUAUUGCAGUGUGUGUGGUGCUGUUCAUUUUGUAUUCCUUAUUAAGGAAACAACCAACUUUUGUAAAUGUCUACUUCAGCCAGAGAUUUGCUCAGGUGCGAAAAAGACAGCUUGGUGGCUUUAACUUUGAGCGAUUUGUUCCUUCUCCUAGUUGGAUCUUGAAGGCAUGGGAAGCAUCUGAUGAAGAAAUAGUUGCUGCCGGGGGCUUGGAUGCAUUCGUGCUUGUGCGGAUGAUUGUUUUCAGUUUCCGAAUAUUCUCCAUUGCAACUACUUUAGGCCUUUUCCUCGUGCUGCCUCUUAAUUAUUUUGGUCAAGAUAUACGGCGUCAGCAAAUUCCAGCCGAGUCAUUGGAGCUAUUCACCAUUGUGAAUGUUGAGCCAGAGUCAAAAUGGUUCUGGGUUCACUGCCUCGCACUGUAUAUCAUAUCCUGCUCUGCUUGUCUUCUUCUUUACUUUGAGUACAAGAGUAUCUCAAGGAAGCGGCUGGCAUACUUCACUUCAUCACUUUCCCACCCAAGAUACUUCACAGUUCUGGUCCGUGCCAUCCCAAAGUCUAAGGAAGAAUCGUAUAGUCAUACACUGGAAAAAUUCUUCACGAAUUACUAUGCAUCAAGUUAUCUAUCUCAUCAAAUUGUCUAUCGCUCUGGCUCUGUUCAGAAACUGCUGACUGAUGCAGAGGAGGUGUUCAGGAUGCUUAAAACAACCCAAAAGGAGCUUUAUGAUUCUGGAUCAAAUUUUAUGAGAUGUGGCCUAUGUGGAGGAACUACUUCGUCUUUCAAGAUGCUUCCUAAUGAGCGUGGUCGUGAUAAAGGAAGAGAUGAUUAUGAUGGUUCAGUUUUGAGAAAAAAGGAAUGUGCAGCUGCUGUAGUUUUUUUCAGGAAUCGGUAUGCUGCUUUAGUUGCUUCUCAAGGACUUCAAUCUUCGAAUCCCAUGUCAUGGGUUACGGAUCUUGCGCCAGAACCAGAUGAUAUGUACUGGUCAAACAUUUGUGUUCCUUACCGACUCCUUUGGAUUCGUAAAAUUGCGCUUCUAGUGGCCUCUAUUCUUUUUGUGGCAUUUUUCCUUGUGCCUGUUUCACUAACACAAAGUCUCGUUCACCUCGACAAGCUGCAAAAGACAUUUCCAUUUCUUAGAGGAAUUUUAAAGAGGGACGGAGUUACUCAGCUUCUCACAGGAUAUCUACCAAGUGUUGUAUUAAUCUUAUUUUCCUACAUGGUUCCUCCGUUGAUGAUGCUAUUUUCUAAAAUGGAGGGCUCUAUCUCACGUAGUGGCAGGAAGAGGAGUGCAUGCAUAAAAGUUCUAUGCUUCUUCAUCUGGAAUGUUUUCUUCGGUAACAUUGUAUCCGGAUCUGUUAUUGAGAGAUUAAAUAAAAUUUUCAAGGAUGUAAACAAUCUACUUUCUACGGCUGUGCCAUCAACGGCCACCUUCUUUAUGACUUAUGUUUUGACAUCAGGCUGGGCAAGUCUGUCUGUUGAACUCCUACAACCAUUUGGUCUCAUCUGCAGAUUGUUCUCCAGGUUUAUUCUCCGAAACAAGGAGGUUGAGUCUCAUGGAACACUGACAUUUCCAUACCAUACAGAAGUCCCGAGGAUCCUCCUAUUUGGGCUUUUUGGUUUUGCAUAUGCCAUUUUGUCACCCUUAAUACUGCCAUUCUUGGUGGUUUAUUUUUCCAUUGCUUACCUUGUAUAUCGUAAUCAGAUUCUCAACGUAUAUGUGACAAAAUAUCAAACUGGUGGAACCUACUGGCCUAUUGUGCACAACACAACAAUAUUCUCAGUGGUGCUGAUGCAAAUUAUAGCAUUGGCUGUCUUUGGAUUUAAAAAAUCUUCAUCCACAUCAAGCUUCAUUAUUCCAUUGAUAAUCUGUACACUCCUCUUCCAUGAGUACUGCAGGGAAAGGUUCGGACCGUUGUUCAAGAACCCUCCUGCUCAGAUCCUCAUUGAUAUGGAUAGGGAUGAUGAGGAAUAUGGGAGGAUGAAAGAGAAGUAUCAACAACUCACAUCAGCUUAUUGUCAGUUCAAAUCAACUUCACUUUCACUGGGCAAAGCUGCUCCUGAAAAUGACGAAGAGAACAUGUGUAUCCAUAAGGUUCAAGACAUAGAAGACAUUAAUCCAGGGAAAAGUCCUUCGCAUCUUCCUCCAUCAUGUACAUCUAUUGACAUUAAAGGUUCUCAUCUUUUAUCACAUACAUCUUUGGAAAUAAAAAGUCCUCACCUUCUAUCACCACAUGCGUCUUUGGAAAUUAGAAGUCCUCCACAUCUUCCGUCAUCACGUACGUCUUUGGAAAUUAAAAGUCCUCCUCAUCUUCCUUCAUCACGUACAUCUUUGGAAAUUAAAAGUCCUCCUCAUCUUCCUUCAUCACAUACAUUUUUAGAAAUUAAAAGUCCUCCUCAUCUUCCUUCAUCGCGUACAUCAUGGGAAAUAAAAAAUCCUUCUCAUCUUCCUUCACUAUGUACGUCUUUGGAAAUUACGAAUCCUCAUCUUCCUUCACCACGCACGUCUUUAGAAAAUAGAAGUUCUCAUCUUCCUUCACGAUGUACACCUUCGGAAAUUAAAAGUCCUCAUCUUCCUUCGCCACGUACAUCUUGGGAAAUUAAAAGUCCUCUUCUUCCUUCACCGCGUGAAUCUUCGGAAAUUAAAAGUCCUCGUCUUGCUUCACCGCGUACAUCUUCGGAAAUUAAAAGUCCUCUUCUUCCUUCACCGUGUGAAUCUCCGGAAAUUAGAAGUCCUUUUCUUGCUUCACCCCGUAAAUCUUCGGAUAAAAGUUCUCGUCUUCCUUCACCGCGUAAAUCCUUGGAAAUUAAAAGUCCUCAUCAUCCUUCAUCAUUUACAUCUUUGGAAGUUGAAGAAUCGUGUGGCAAGUAGAUGAAUCUUUUCUGUGCAUUAAAUCGCGGUGUUGGUGCUGUUUGUGCAUUCUUAUGGACUGCCUAUUCUGUGGGCACGGUUGAUGUGUCGUGUGAACUGCCUUGUAAAGAUACUACUUGGAAGUGUACAGGAAACAUAUACGUAUGAGAAAAAUGGCGUCUGAAUAGACUUCUUGAAGUGUACAGAAUGUGUUUGGGGGCUCUGAAGCUGCAAACCUUCAAAGAGUUACUUAAAAGAUUUUUUUUGUUUUGUAUUCCUUUAUAGAUGGUUCCAUGACUAUGGAGACCUGUGUAUAUGUAUUGUUUGAACUGUUUUGCUUGAUUCGAGUAAAAUUUUGUUUCUUUA
Lycium barbarum (goji berry) is the source of this 3570-nucleotide messenger RNA. RefSeq names its product CSC1-like protein RXW8. Lineage: Eukaryota; Viridiplantae; Streptophyta; Magnoliopsida; Solanales; Solanaceae. Gene Ontology annotation, molecular function: calcium-activated cation channel activity. The record is from RefSeq and is a predicted model, not a curated record. The transcript has 12 exons. The coding region runs from base 325 to 3225 and encodes 966 amino acids. Gene Ontology annotation, cellular component: plasma membrane.